Molecule: messenger RNA, 3716 nt
Organism: Drosophila mojavensis
Lineage: Eukaryota; Metazoa; Arthropoda; Insecta; Diptera; Drosophilidae
Product: paired box protein Pax-6
Exons: 10
Coding region: 789-3434 (881 amino acids)
Biological process (GO): anatomical structure development; regulation of transcription by RNA polymerase II
Molecular function (GO): RNA polymerase II cis-regulatory region sequence-specific DNA binding; DNA-binding transcription factor activity, RNA polymerase II-specific
Source: RefSeq, a predicted model, not a curated record
UAGUAAUACUGGCGUUAGCAUUGGCAUUGUCGCUCGCGCAUUUACUGUAACUACUUGUACCGGCGGCCUUCGAUCAUGAGUUUAAUAUGUCUGCAUCGGUAACGGUUUGUCAACGCUGCGUAGCAUCUACUAGAUUUAGGCAGAAGGCAUAUUAUAAUACGUAUAUAUAUAUUUGUGUGGAAAACGUGGAAUAUGUGCGAUUAUUUUGUGUGCGGUAUCGCAUUAAAUAGUGAAAACGCGACAAUCUGAUGUGCCGGUUAAUUUGAAAACAAAGUAGAGUGCACAAAAAUGAACAAGUGAACUAAAAUAAUGACGAAUACUCCAUUACAAAAAAAAAAAAAAAAUAAAUAAAGAAAUAAAAUAAAAUAAAAAAAAAAAACAAACAAAGGAUUUGCAAAAAGUAAUGCUGUCUUAGCGCAUUAUAAUUAAUACAUACAUGCAUAUAUGUAUACAUGUGCAUCUAACAAAUACAGAGCGCUUUAAUCAAAGAAAAUAAAAAUCAUUACCAUCUGCAUGCAUUCUUUUGAGACAAACAGAAUCCUGUGGUGGUAGCGCUGUGUGAAAUAUUGACGCCUGCAGUGAGCCCUGGCACUUAUAUUAAAUGUUCAUUGUUGAUACUCAAAUGACGAGUAGCCCGUCUAAGUUUCAGCACUCUGAUUGCCUAAAUAAAUGCGACAAAUUUCGAAUUUAAAGUCCAACAGUGGAAAUCAACGCUAGCACCACCACUAGCACUUGCUACCAGCAAGAGAGUGAAUCUAACUGCUGGAAUAACUACAAAAAUAAUAACUAUGGGAACAGUGCCUUGGUCAACAGGAACACUAAUUGAACGACUGCCCGCUCUGGAUGAUAUGAACCAUAAGGACAAUGCUCUUGCUAUGAGAAAUCUGCCCUGUUUGGGCGUGGCUAGUGGCAACGGACUGGCCGGUAUUGGUGGAAAGGCUGCUGCAACAGCUACGAUGGAAGUUGCGGAUGCAACUGCAGCUCCACAGCCACCUCACUCAACAUCUUCGUACUUUACCACAACCUACUAUCACUUAACAGAUGAUGAAUGUCACAGUGGAGUAAAUCAAUUGGGUGGAGUCUUUGUUGGAGGAAGGCCAUUACCAGACUCGACACGCCAGAAAAUAGUUGAGCUCGCCCACUCCGGAGCUCGACCAUGUGAUAUUUCGCGAAUCCUGCAAGUUUCCAAUGGGUGUGUUAGCAAAAUUUUAGGCAGAUAUUACGAAACAGGAAGUAUUCGACCUCGUGCGAUCGGAGGUUCCAAGCCACGUGUUGCCACCGCAGAAGUUGUUAGCAAAAUCUCACAAUACAAACGGGAAUGUCCUAGCAUAUUUGCAUGGGAGAUCCGUGAUAGAUUAUUACAGGAGAAUGUGUGUACAAAUGAUAACAUUCCAAGUGUAUCUUCGAUCAACAGAGUUUUGAGGAACUUAGCAGCACAAAAGGAGCAGCAAAGUUCGGGAACAAGUAGCUCCAACACAAACAUAAAUCCUAACCCUAGCACGAGCCAAGGCAAUGCUAACAGCAACGUUAAUAGCAACAAUAAUGGUAAUAGUAUGAGUGGCAAAAGUGGUGUAAGUGUUGGCGUUGGCGCUAGCACCACAAGCAGCACACAUGAUCUAAUACAAACAGCAACACCGUUGAAUUCUUCGGAAAGUGGAAGAGCUAGCAAUUCGGGUGAGGGCAGUGAACAGGAGUCCAUUUAUGAGAAGAUACGCUUGUUGAACACCCAACAUGUGCCGACGCUCGAUCCGCCCUUGUCGACACCAGCUGCGCCUCCAGUUAUUCACGAACAACUGAUGACAAGUGUGCCCAGUCAUUUUAGUCCGCAUCCGAUCCACACACAUAGCCAGCACGAGCAGCAACAUAACCAGCACCAACAGCAGAGUUGGCAGUCGCGACAUUAUCCAACUGGGUCCUGGUAUGCGGCUCCUUUGAAUGGUAGUGAAAUGGCUUCAUCAACAGGAGUGAUAUCGGUAACGGGGUAUUGCAAUGGAGGCACGUCAACUGCUCCAACUCUGCUUCCUGGACAUCCCUUGACUCCGCCAAAUGAUCUCAUCAACAUUGGUGGCCCAAUCGUUCGCUUGGAUAAUUGUUCUAUUACAGGAGUCGAUGAAGUUAUGCUCAAAAAGGAGCUCGAUGGGCAUCAAUCAGACGAAACUGGUUCUGGCGAGGGAGAGAACUCAAACGGCUGCGCGUCUAAUUUAGGUGCGACCGAGGAUGACCAGGCCAGAUUAAUUUUGAAGAGAAAACUGCAAAGAAACCGAACAUCGUUUACAAAUGAGCAGAUUGAUAGUCUAGAAAAAGAGUUUGAAAGAACGCAUUACCCGGACGUAUUUGCACGUGAACGAUUGGCUGGUAAAAUAGGAUUGCCUGAAGCAAGGAUACAGGUGUGGUUUUCGAAUCGACGUGCCAAGUGGCGUCGUGAAGAAAAAUUGCGAAGUCAGAGGCGUACGCCAAAUUCCACCAGUACGAAUGGAACUUCAACCUCGACUUCGGCUACGACUUCAUUAACUGACAGUCCCAAUAGUUUGGGUGGCUGUUCAUCUUUAUUGGUAGGAUCAGCAGGAAGUGGGUUGAACAGCUUGUCAUCGCCCCACCCUAUAUCUACACCCACUGGUGGCCUUGAGACAACUGAGGCCCACCACUCCGCUGGUGGGGGAGGAGGAAGCGCACAGAUUCGAAGUGGAACGCAUGACGUUGGUAGUGAAUGUACUUCGGGUCUGGAGAUUACGGAUCAUCGACAUCAGCAUCAUCAGCAUCAUCAUCACGUUCCUCACACGCUCGUUCCGUCCAUUUCUCCGCGGCUCAACUUCAACAGUGGCUUUAGCAGCUCAAUGAGCGCUAUGUACUCGAAUAUACAUCAUAAUGCGUUAUCGAUGAGUGAGGGUUAUAGCUUCAGUCACGCAACAGUUGGCUCGGGCAUCGCCCAACAAAGAGAUCUGACCCCGCCCUCAAUGUAUCCGUGCCAUAUGCCAUUAAGGCCGCCCCCCUUAGGGCCGCAUCAGUUGGUCUGCGUUGGAGGCGCUACAAAUGAGAACACUAGUGUCAGCAGUAGUCCCACAGUGAACAUUAGCAAUCCAGCUAGUAACAAUUCAACUGGAUACGAGUCCUUAUCCGCUUAUGGCUUGCCGCCCCCGCCACCAGCUCCAGCUUCGGCAUUGGGAACGUCUACCACAAAUACUGCUAUUAGUGCUGCCCAUCAACCGAGCAUGGAGGCUCGUCCAUCCACGUGCAGUCCAAGUCAAAUGGGCCAUGGGUCGGCAUUUGUGAGCGAAGGUAUUUCACCGGCUAUGCCUUCUUACGCACACAUGGGCUACAACUACGCCAACAGCCUGGCGUCCUCUGGUGGAGCAAAUCCAACUGGCCCUCAUAAUUCGCAUGGGUCGGGAAAGCAACAGUUUUUUGCGUCUUGCUUCUACUCACCUUGGGCCUAAGUGCAGGCUUAGUACAUAAUUGAUAUAAUUAAUAAAUCGCUAUAUAAAGCAGCUUUCAUGCCAUCAAACAAACUAUUAAAGUAUUGUUUAUGCCAUAUCUUUCAUAUCAAAGUUACACUUCGGAAACCCACAAAAUUGAAUUAACAUAUCUUUCAAUGGAUACAUUAAAUAUGAUUUAAGCAUGAUGGUUGUAAAAAAAGGCAUAUAUGUAUUUCCGCCCAAAAAUGCCACCAAUCAUUACAAUAAUUGGUGUGAUUUGAAAAUAUAAUUUUGAGAAAAGAA